CCGGGCGAGUACGGGAAGCGAGGGCGCCUAAUUAGCAUACAGCUGCCAGCUAGCAGCCAUCUCUCCAGCCUGUUGUCAUCCUGCUUUUCCCUUUUUUUGCCUCUCGGCUGACUUCACUUUAAUUGCUACUUUUGAAGGCAAAAGACAAUGGCAGACAAGGUGCUGGUCACAGGUGGAGGAGGCUACAUCGGGAGCCACUGUGUUCUGGAACUGAUUGAAGCAGGCUACACGCCCGUUGUGGUUGAUAAUUUCAGCAAUGCUGUUCGAGGAGAAGGGGAUGUGCCAGAGAGUAUACGUAGGAUAGAGAAGCUUCUGGACACCAGGAUUGAGUUUCAUGAACUUGAUCUUCUGGACAAGGCUGGCUUGAAUGCACUUUUCAAAAAGCAUUCUUUCAGUGCCGUGAUGCACUUUGCUGGCCUUAAGGCUGUUGGAGAGUCUGUGCAGCAGCCAUUGCACUACUACAGGGUCAACCUCACUGCCUCCAUGAACCUGCUAGAGGUGAUGCAGGCUCACAGGGUGCACAAUCUGGUUUUCAGCAGCUCGGCCACAGUGUACGGAGACCCCCAGCGUCUGCCCAUCGACGAGCAGCACCCCGUAGGCGGCUGCACUAAUCCUUAUGGCAAGACCAAGUACUUUAUCGAGGAGAUGAUCAAGGACCACUGUAAGGCCGAGAAGGACUGGAAUGCAGUGUUGCUGCGAUAUUUUAACCCCAUUGGUGCCCAUUCUUCUGGCCUCAUCGGAGAGGAUCCUCAGGGUAUCCCCAACAACCUACUGCCAUACGUCGCCCAGGUUGCUGUCGGGAGAAGAAAGUUCCUCAGUGUAUUUGGGAACGACUAUGACACACUAGACGGGACAGGUGUGAGAGAUUAUAUUCAUGUAGUGGAUUUAGCAAAGGGACACAUUGCAGCACUGAAGAAGCUGAAGGACAGCUGCGGAUGCAAGGUUUAUAACCUCGGAACAGGAAUAGGCUACUCGGUCCUCCAGAUGGUAGAUGCUGUGAAGAAGGCCUCAGGGAAGGAAGUUCUUUACAAGAUCGCACCUCGUAGAGAAGGAGACGUAGCAUCGUGCUACGCUGACCCUCGCCUGGCUGAGAAGGAGCUUGCCUGGAAGGCUGACUUUGAACUGGAGAGAAUGUGUGAAGAUCUGUGGCGCUGGCAGUCGAUGAACCCUACCGGAUUUUCCAAAACGGCAGCGUCUGGUUGCUAAGGCCAAAACCCACAAUCAGUUUGUACAGUAUCAUGUAAAAAAGCAUUAAGGGAAAUAAAAUGCUUUAUAUUUUA
Molecule: messenger RNA, 1280 nt
Organism: Nerophis lumbriciformis (worm pipefish)
Lineage: Eukaryota; Metazoa; Chordata; Actinopteri; Syngnathiformes; Syngnathidae
Gene: gale
Product: UDP-galactose-4-epimerase
Biological process (GO): beta-D-galactose catabolic process via UDP-galactose, Leloir pathway
Cellular component (GO): cytosol
Molecular function (GO): UDP-glucose 4-epimerase activity
Source: RefSeq, a predicted model, not a curated record